This is a messenger RNA of Salvelinus namaycush (lake trout), 1582 nucleotides long. RefSeq names its product tubulin beta-4B chain-like. Gene Ontology annotation, biological process: microtubule cytoskeleton organization; mitotic cell cycle. The transcript is spliced from 4 exons. NCBI's taxonomy places the organism in Eukaryota, Metazoa, Chordata, Actinopteri, Salmoniformes, Salmonidae. Gene Ontology annotation, molecular function: structural constituent of cytoskeleton; GTPase activity; GTP binding. Bases 109 to 1446 code for a protein of 445 amino acids. Gene Ontology annotation, cellular component: microtubule; cytoplasm. The record is from RefSeq and is a predicted model, not a curated record.
CUCUUUCAACGGCUCGCUAGACAGAAGCUUACAAAAAGGCGCGUAGUAAAGAUUAAAUAUAUGUUUACAAGUGAUCUUGAUUAAUUUACUCGGAAACUCGAUUUUAACAUGAGGGAGAUUGUUCAUCUGCAGGCCGGUCAAUGUGGAAAUCAGAUCGGUGCCAAGUUUUGGGAGGUUAUCAGUGACGAGCAUGGAAUAGACCCAACAGGCACUUACCAUGGAGAUAGCGAUCUGCAGCUUGAGAGAAUCAACGUCUACUAUAAUGAGGCAACAGGUGGCAAGUAUGUUCCUCGUGCCAUUCUAGUUGAUCUGGAGCCUGGCACGAUGGACUCUGUCCGCUCUGGACCAUUUGGCCAAAUAUUCAGACCGGACAACUUUGUCUUUGGACAGAGUGGUGCAGGUAACAACUGGGCAAAGGGCCAUUACACUGAGGGAGCAGAGCUGGUAGACUCUGUCCUGGAUGUGGUGAGAAAGGAAGCCGAGAGCUGCGACUGUCUUCAGGGUUUCCAGCUCACCCACUCCCUUGGAGGCGGCACGGGCUCUGGUAUGGGUACCCUGUUGAUUAGCAAGAUCCGUGAGGAGUACCCUGACCGCAUCAUGAACACCUUCAGUGUGGUGCCCUCCCCCAAAGUGUCAGACACCGUGGUGGAGCCCUACAAUGCCACCCUGUCUGUGCAUCAGCUAGUGGAGAACACUGACGAGACUUAUUGCAUCGACAACGAGGCCUUGUAUGACAUCUGCUUUCGCACUCUGAAGCUGACGACUCCCACUUACGGGGACCUCAACCACCUGGUGUCAGCCACCAUGAGUGGUGUCACCACCUGCCUGCGCUUCCCCGGCCAGCUCAAUGCCGACCUACGUAAGCUAGCUGUCAACAUGGUCCCAUUCCCCCGCCUGCAUUUCUUCAUGCCAGGCUUUGCCCCCCUCACCAGCAGAGGUAGCCAGCAGUACAGAGCGCUGACGGUGCCCGAACUCACCCAGCAGAUGUUCGAUGCCAAGAACAUGAUGGCCGCCUGCGAUCCCCGCCACGGCCGCUACCUCACUGUGGCCGCAAUUUUCCGUGGCCGCAUGUCCAUGAAGGAGGUGGACGAGCAGAUGCUGAACGUGCAGAACAAGAACAGCAGCUACUUUGUCGAAUGGAUCCCCAACAAUGUCAAGACUGCAGUCUGCGACAUCCCACCCCGCGGCCUCAAAAUGUCCGCUACCUUCAUUGGCAACAGCACGGCCAUCCAGGAGUUGUUUAAGCGCAUCUCUGAGCAGUUCACAGCCAUGUUCCGCCGCAAGGCCUUCCUGCACUGGUACACCGGAGAGGGCAUGGACGAGAUGGAGUUCACCGAGGCCGAGAGCAACAUGAACGACCUGGUAUCUGAGUACCAGCAGUACCAGGAUGCCACCGCCGAGGAGGAGGGCGAGUUUGAAGAGGAGGGAGAAGAGGAUAUGGGUUAGACGGAUAAGAGAUUUUAAAAUCAAUUUCAACUGCAUUCCAUCCCUUGUUUGUUCUUUUAUUAUUUCACUGCACAAAGAGCUGCUGUCAGUGUUUAACCUGUUGUAAUUACAAUAAAUCUUAUCAGCAUUUUCUGAA